Molecule: messenger RNA, 6708 nt
Organism: Penicillium verrucosum
Lineage: Eukaryota; Fungi; Ascomycota; Eurotiomycetes; Eurotiales; Aspergillaceae
Exons: 3
Coding region: 1-6708 (2235 amino acids)
Biological process (GO): DNA integration
Molecular function (GO): nucleic acid binding
Source: RefSeq, a predicted model, not a curated record
AUGCGUCAAGCUCGAGAUCAGAUUCUUGACCUCUGUAACGAGUGGAUCGUCGAAUGGAAACACCAGCCAGCACUGAUCUCCUCAACCACUCUUCUCGAUCAACUCCACUCUCUGGAUUCCCUGGUCGCGACGAAGACUGCUGCGUGGCACCCGCGCAGUAGUAAACUGGGCGUUGCGUGGUACCCGCGCAGCCCCACCAUCACCCCGGAGCUCCGUAGCGAGACUCCAUCUCUCUUCAUCUCUCGACAUCUCCCUUUAUCUCCCGGCAUCAAAGAUCUCCCGGCAUCAAAGAUCGCUGCGUGGCACCCGCGCAGCGACGACUCGACGCCGCGUCUCGCUCUGAGCUGCGUGGCAGCCAAAGCGCAAGCCCGCGAGCUAAGGCUAGCGUUUCAGUUGCGACUUUAUAGUGAAGACAAAGACAGACCACACCAACAGUACUUCACAGACGAAGUAGUCCAGCUGAUAGACCAAGUUACGAACAACCAACCAAGACCCUUCUUACCCACAUUUCCAGCAACUCCAUUCCGCUUUCCGCCUGAGUGGCUUCUGGAAAGCAGCCAGCCAAUCAAAAAAGCCAUACGCGACCUGCUGCGACUUCACAGAUACCUCCAACAGGAGCGGGCUACAGAGCGGCAACAGCCGGACACAGCCACCGCGGGACAACCCGCAACUCCCCAGCGGCCGCACCGCUCGCAAAGCCUUACGAGCACCGUGAGGCCAGCCGCGCCUCGGGCACACAAACGCGCCCGAUCACAAACCUCCGUAGCGAAAUACAGCCAGAGCCCAUCCCCAUCGCUCACUGAGUUUGGUCAUAGCAGCAUACCACCCGCUAUGCCAACCGGACGAGACGGGGAUACGGCACCGCCGCCCGGCACAUUCCCAGACUCGGCCCCACGCCCUCACCCCCAGCCGAGCAGGGAUGAACUAUCCAGACAAUUUAUGCAAGCGAUGGGAACAGUCCCGAUGGGGCAACGCCAACAGCGCAGGCAAGAUGACCGACAUCAGGAGCCCCCAGCUGAGAGGCACACCAGGGCGCAGACCACCGAGACAGAAGCUUCGGAAUCCGGAUUCUCGCCGCAGCAGAUGGCGACAUUGAUGGAGAUGAUGAGAACAUUGCAGGCAGAAGCUGCCACACCAGGCCCUCCCGGACCUCAAGGCAUCCCAGGCCGUAACGGGCUAGACGCGAUGGCACCGCCAGUGGUAAACACGUCGUGGAAAACGGACGAAAUCGGGUAUUUCGCUCCGAACAUCGAAAGCGAACUCCCAACACGUACGAUCCGAGGAACAACCUAUUAUAUGAACGUAUACGCAUUUCUCAACCAAUUGCGAAGCUUAAUCCCAUUGAAAACGGAACCCGUAGUACGCGCCAAUCUGCAAUCACUUCUGCUAGAUAGCGCGCAACGCUGGUACACAACAGACAUCUCGGAGCUAGCAAGAAUCGGUCUGCGUAGCGUAGACGUCAACCAUCCCGAAGGCUGGUUUGCCGCCCUCGAACGUCGAUUCAAGCCCCACGCUACGACAGCAACCAUGCAACUGCAGAACGCGAGCUACUCCUGGAAUGAUGUUCGGAACGCUCGACCGGCAUCAGCCUGGGCCCAGAACGUGCUGCGGAUGGCCCAAGCCGCAGGUUUCAACGAUACAACCCAACAGCUGCGCAUGAUCUGGGUGAAGAUUGAUCCCGCAUUGCAACGGGACGUGCCUGAGCCAACUGAGACAACCACAGUAGACAGCUUCAUGCAGCAGCUGGACCACCGGUACACACAAUGGCACGGCAUGAGCAUCGCCAGAGAAUCCUCCCGGAACCAACGCGGCUACCGACCAAGGCGAGGCCAGCAGCAACAGCCACAGUCACGCCAGCGAUACACGACGUAUCAGCGACCGCAUCAACAGCUGCAACAGCCAUACCAAGCUCAACCACAGCAGCAGCAGAGCUACCAAGCAGUCGCGGAUCGCCGAUCAUGGGGGAACUCCCAGGAUUAUAGCAGGUACAACAGCCCACAGCAGACCGGCUACCGACGAUUCAAUCAACAGCUGCAGCAAUCUGGCCCAGCACAACAACAACAACAGCGGUCAUACAACUAUAAUCCACAAAGCAGAAACUUUACCCAGAGAACCCCUCGGCAGCCCUGGAACCGGCCCAACACUGCACAAAGAGGCACCGCCUACUUUGCAGAAGGUGACGAACACACCGCUGCAUACGGACAAGAACCCGCAGCAGCACAUGACACCUACGGAGCACCAAUCCAAGACGUUGCCCCCGAAGCGGCACAGAACAAUGGCUACCCAAACGACCACUUCGAAGCGUAUCCCUACGAAGACAUGGGCCCCGCUUACGAUGAGUAUGAUGCAGACACAUACGACGAUCACGGCGGUUACGACGACGAUCCGGGUAUAGAUGCAUUCUUUGCCCAGCCUCCUUUUCGGAGGGCGGCCACUCGUUUGACGGGCGAGUGGGCUACCGCACCCCUUUCUAAUUCAAUCGUCCGUUGCCAGCAGUGCGGUGCAGAAUUCGAAUCCAGGAAUAAGCUAUUCCGACACCUGCCCGACUGUAGUGGCAAGGCAGCCACGGAGCCCGCUGCAUUCCAAGCCACCGCCGGUGAGGGUAGUGAGCCUGAAGAACAAGAACCCAAGCCAAUCAUUGAAUCCAACAUCAAGACAAAAGAACCCCCAGGUGCAGCCUUCCGGCCAUGGCGCUACGUCAGCGCUACCGCAGGAGUUGGCUCCCCCGAACGCAAAAUUUCAAUCUGCAUCGACACAGGAUGCGGCAUCACACUAAUCGACGCCUCGCUAGCCGACACUCUCGGCCUGCAGAAGCGACCGAACCCACCUAUCUCCGUAUCAGGACUAGGUUCGAAACAUUCAUCCACCAAUUAUAUCAAACUACCCAUCUUCUUCGAGGGCACAGAGAACACAGCCAAACUGAACAUCGAAGCGCACCUAGUGGAUAACCUCAGAGCCAACCUACUGAUCGGCUCCGACGUGGCCGGACCAGAAGGUUUCAGAAUCGACCUGGAAACAAAGCAAAUCCGCAUAGCAUCCUGUAUGGGAGUCACUUUCCCAGUCGCAAUUCACGCGAAGCCGAACCAUAAGCAACAUAGGGACGUCUACAACGCAACGGCUGUCAGAAUACCCCCGUACUCCAACUUCCGAAUACCAAUAGCCACCGAAGAACUGCCACAAGAUCGGGAAUAUAUCUUUCAAGGAAGCUACCCAAACAUCAGUCUCUACUCCCACAUAGUAGACGCCAACUUCGGCUGGGUACAAGGAGUCAACCAUUCCAACAAAUGGUAUACGAUCCCGAAGAAGGCCUGGAUAGGUGACCUUACGGAGAGCGACGCGACACAUGCAUUCCAAGUCGCACCGGAGGUCGCGGAGCUUGCCCGAUCAGAGCCAAACAACCCCGAUCACGGGUCCGGAGCCACCUACGCGCAGAACGAGACGCGACUACCGAACGGAGUCACGAUUUUCGGGAGUAACAAGACAGCCAACGACAAAGCAGUCGCAGCGCUAGCCGAAGUCUGUGACCAGUACAACGUCUGGGGAGCAGAUGGCAAUAGCGGACUAGUCGACAUACCUUCAGAUCGCUGGAUGGAAAUUCCGCUGCAGGAAGGAUGGCAGGGUAAACUACCCAAGCCACGCACAUACCCGCUCGGCGCGGCAGACCGCGCACUAGUCGACGAGCAAUUCGACAAACUGCACGCGGAAGGAAAGAUGUCAUGGGCGGAACACCAUACACCAACAGGCUUCCCCGUCUUCGUGGCAUACCGGACAACCUGGAAGGAUGGCGCUCCAGUACGGAAAGGAAGACCCGUCGUCGAUAUCCGCGGAUUGAACAAGAUCACGAUCCCGGAUAUAUACCCGGUACGCAGCCAAAGCGAAGUCAUUCACAUGUGUUCCGGGAAAAAGUUCAUUACAGUUCUUGACGCGAAGAGUUUCUUCUACCAAUGGCGGAUCAAACCGCAACACCGCCAGCGAAUGGCAGUGAUCAGCCACCGCGGACAGGAGAUUUUCAACGUUGCAAUCAUGGGUUAUCGGAAUUCUGUCGCAUACGUUCAAAGACAAAUGGACCUUAUCCUCAAGGAUUUCGCGGGAUGGUGUAAGACAUAUAUGGACGACAUUGUCGUUGCAUCACCGACAUUGGAAGAGCAUAUCUCCCACCUCCACCAGCUAUUCCGACGCCUAGAGAGCUACAAUAUCAAGCUCGAACCGAAAAAAGCAUACAUCGGCUUUCCAGAAGUCGCUCUACUCGGGCAGCGAGUAGAUGCGCUAGGCAUGUCGACACCGGAAGAGAAGCUCAAAGCGGUAGCAGACCUCCAAUUCCCAGACACGCUGCAGAAACUCGAAACAUACCUCGGAAUGACAGGAGACCUCCGCCAUAUCAUCCCAUGGUACGCCCAGAAAGCACAACCACUACAGAUACGGAAGACAGCGCUACUGCGUGGUAGCCCUCUAGCGGGGCGACCGCGGCAAGAAUGGGCAAAGAGGACGCGAUACGGCAAUCCGACCGACGAAGAGCUUCAGUCCUUCCAAAUCCUUCAGGACAACUUCCGAGCACGCUCAUCGUCAUCAGACGCCGAUAGCAAACUGGCACAUUGGGACGGUAGCAGACAAGCAUACAUCGACGUCGAUGCAUCACAACAGACAGGAUUCGGGGUAGUUAUCUACCACGCCAAGAAGGAGUAUCAGGAAAAGGACCCAUCCAAGCCACCACCGGCAGCAGCCACGGAACCCAUCAUGUUCCUGAGUAGGCUGCUAACACCAGCAGAAAAGAACUACUGGGCCACCGAACUGGAAGUGAGCUGUAUCACAUGGACGAUUAAAAAAGUCCGACACCUGAUAGAAACAGCGCACAAGCCGGUCAUCUUCUACACUGAUCACUCCGCAACAAUCGCAGUCGCCACCUCGUUGAAAACCUCAUCCACGGAACGAUUGAACCUCCGUCUAGUGCGAGCAUCGAUGUAUAUGCAGCAAUUCCCCAUCAAGAUCUUCCACAGACCAGGGAAGACAAAUAGGAUUGCAGACGCAUUAUCAAGACUGCCAAGCACCUCGCCGACGCCGGCGAAAGAGGACGACGACUUAGAGGCACUAACUGCGACAGCCGACCCUUACACAUCAUUCACCGACCCUUGUGCGGCGGCUGCCGACCCUCGCAGCAUACCGCAAACGGAUAGCCCUGACCGCGACCCAGCGACCUAUGCGUUACAAACCACGGCGAUCCAGCUCAGCGAUGAAUUCCAGACAAAGGUCAGAGAAGGCUAUGAAAACGAUCAACGUUGGAGAACGGUCAUACAAGAACUCGCAACCAAUGAAGAGGAAUCAGAUCCGAUGGUGGCAAAGCUACCAUACACCAUGGAAGACGGUCUACUGUAUUCGAUACAGGAGGACGGCAGUCACUGGCUAUGUAUCCCGCGCACAUUGCGGAAAGACAUAUUCCAGUUGGUCCAUGAUGACCAGGGCCAUCAAGGCUUCGAGCGCUGCAGAGCAAAGAUGGCAGGCCUGGUAAUUUACCGCGGGAUGUAUGAGCUGAAGACAUACAUCAGGCACUGUCCCGCAUGCCUCCGCAACAACGUAAGGAGACACCGACCAUACGGCACACUGCAGCCAAUCAUCUCUCCACCGAUACCCUGCCAUACAAUCUGUAUCGAUUUCAUCACAGGGUUGCCGACAUCCAAAGAAGGAUUCGAUGCGGUAGCCUCUCUGACCUGCAAAUUCUCUAAGCGCCUAGGAGCGGUUCCCGGAAAAUCGACAUGGACAAGCAAGGAAUGGGCCCUAGCAGUGCUAGCCUUCUUGCAAGCAGCAGACUGGGGUAUCCCGACGGUGUGGAUCAGCGACCGCGAUCCUAAAUUCACCAAAGGAUUCUGGAAAGCUAUGUUCACCGCAUUGCGAGUCUCACUGUUCUACACUGCAGCCUAUCACGCUCAAGCGGAUGGCCAGAGCGAAAGAACGAACCAGACAGCAGAGAUUUGGCUUCGCCACUACUGCGCUCUCCAUCGCGCAGCAGACUGGCCGAACGGUCUACCAGGACUAAUCGCAGCGAUGAACAGCUCAGUAUCAGCAGCUACGCACGAGACACCACACAAGCUUCUAUUUGGCGUGAACCUCCGAAUGCCAUGGAACCUACUGCAGACAGCCCUGAGCGGACAGCAACAAGACACCUCAGCUCGCCAGGACGCUGCCGAAUGCCUAAAGUACGCAGCCAUCAAGAUGAAGGAGUACUACGACCGCACCCACUUACCAAAACACUUCGUGGUAGGCGACAAAGUAUUACUCCGGCUAUGGAAAGGCUACAAUAUUCCCAUCAAUGACGCAUACACCAAGAAGUUAGGACAACAGUACGCUGGGUGCUUCACAGUACUGGAACGCGUCGGACGGCUUGCAUACCGGAUCGACAUUCCCGCAGCGUGGAAAAUACAUCCAGUGAUCAGUGUCGAACACCUAGAACCGGCACCAAGCCCGGACCCAUUCGACAGAGAAGCCGCAGCACCGGAAGCCACAAACGAUGAACGCUUCCCAGACGACACCGACCGCCACGAAGUUGAACGCGUGCUUGAUUCACGAACGCGCCGCGCGGGCAGAUACAGAACUCCCCGCACAGACUACCUGAUACAGUGGCGCGGUCAGUCAAGGGAGGAAGCUGAAUGGGUCAAAGAGAGAGACGCAGUAGGGGCGGAGGAAGCAAUCGAGGAAUUCAAUCGCCAGAGACAGUAA